Pygoscelis adeliae (Adelie penguin) is the source of this 3120-nucleotide messenger RNA. RefSeq names its product F-box protein 5 (gene FBXO5). Gene Ontology annotation, cellular component: nucleus. Gene Ontology annotation, molecular function: protein binding. Lineage: Eukaryota; Metazoa; Chordata; Aves; Sphenisciformes; Spheniscidae. The record is from RefSeq and is a predicted model, not a curated record. Gene Ontology annotation, biological process: regulation of mitotic nuclear division; negative regulation of meiotic nuclear division.
AUACACCACUCUCGAAAGGUACGCAUUAAAAAAUGGGCUAUUUCUAGUUCCAGUUUUCAUUUAAACAAUAGUUUAAACAUCAGUACAAUGUCAACUACAAUGUUCUCUCAAGUAAGAGAGAACAAAAGAAUCCUGUUUUGUUUGAGUGAUUGGAAGAAAGUGAUAAAUAAAUGACCCCGCUACUAAUCUGCAUAUUUGUUAAUCACUUACACGUGGCAUGGGAGAGGGAGUCAAAGUGUACCUUCAUGUUUUCAUGGCCUUCUGGCCCUUAUUAAUAAACACAAAAAAUUGUGCAGGAAUAUCCCUUGUUCCAAAAAAAAAAAGCUGUGGAAGCUAAGUGACAAGUUACAUGAAUUGUUUUUGAAAAGGAUGUUUCUGUUCUUGAGUCAAAAGUUAAAAGAAUCAUUACAAUAUUGUUUGGCUGAUAUUUCAGUCUCCGUUUGGCUUCACUUCAGUUUCUCCUUUAUGUUUUGAAUUGAGGCUCCAGUUUAUUGAUUUUCUAAACAUUACAUGGUAUGAAUGGCAUCUUACUGGUUUGUUUAUUUAUUUAUUUAACAGCAUCUUAAAACAUUUGAUCUGUGAAAGCAAAGUAGAACUUUUGCCUUUCUAAUCUACUGAUAUAUGUGCACGUUUAUAUCUGUGGGUAAAGAAGACUUUUAACCUUCAUUUUAGACUACAUUUUACAAUCCCAAAUACGUACAGCAAUACAAAACCUGCAGCUUCCAUGCCGCAUUUUCCCAUCGUGCGUUGUACCUAUGCAUGUGUGUAUACACACACAGAAUGUAUUUGAAAUACAAAUACCAGUAAACAAGAAAUUGGAACCUAAGGAAAAAUGUUACCACGAAUAUAGGGGUGUUUACUUUCAGACUUCUGAUUAAAAUUAGUGUAAGCAAUUAGAAUAGGAACAAAGUAAGUUUCUACAGAUAGCUUAUAGAAAUGCAUUAUUUAAACAUCCUCUAUAAAAAUCAACUGAUUAUUAUCAGUUUAUUAUCUUCUUUUAUUACAUUUGAGACUGCAGUUUGAACCAAUGAAUGUCAAAAAAACGCAUAGGGUCAUUUGUUUUCUAGGAAAUACUGCAUGGUAACUAUGAUUAAGUUCCAAAUCUUUUAAUUAAAGAUGCAUACAUUAACUUCAGAUGUCGGAGUGCCUGUAUGCCUAAGGUGAGGCACACAUAUUUCCUGUUGGUAAGUGUGAGACCCAGGUCUAGAUUUACUAGCAGAUUUACAACUCCCAGCUGGCACACAAGAAAGUAAAAAUGAACAUUGGCGCAUUUUGUGUGUGAAAUAAUUAGAUAUUGAUUGGAGCAGAAACUGGGACCGCAGUCUUUACUCCUACCAGAUCAGUACCGUAAACAGAAGACUACAGAGCACUUGUGACAGUCGUCUUGACUUCACGUAAAGCCAGGCUAUCUUACACCAACUGAUGGAUGGAGUUUGCGAUUCCUUCUCCCUUAACUUCAGCUUCAUAUUCCUCCAGACAGAUAAGGGCCAUCAGCCAGGUCUAAGCGCUGGACAACUGCAUGAAACUUACACAAGCGUUCAGGCCUUUGUCACCCUAGACCUUCCCUGAUGUUCCGGCUGGUGGCCCGGCUGGCCAGAUCCCGCCUGGCUCGCCGCCUCCCUGCUCUUGCCUGGCUCCUGAACGGACACUGGAUGUGUUGUUGCCUCGCAAGCGGCCAGCUUCCGACCGGUGUGAGAGAAGCCAGGCAUCAUGUGGUUCUGGCAGGAGGCUGACAGAGGUAUCCCGAAACUGGCAUCUGGCAGUGUCAUACGAGGUGGGCUUCACGAUCGUGAGUGGUACUCCUUGGGCUGUCAUGGCAAGCUUCACUGCAGACAGCCUCCGAGUCCCUUCCUGGCUCCGUGUUCGUUCCAGUGCAAGGAUACAAACAAAAUAACGAAAUCAAACCUUUUUCGCUCUUUCAAAAUGAAAUGUGAUUUUGAUUGUACGUCUCUUCACGCUGGGUUUGCACCACUGAAAUCUGCUGUAGAGAAAACAAGUCUGGAAGAAUCCUGCCCCUUGAAUUAUGAGGAAGGCUUUUGUAAAAGCUGUGCUGAAGAGCAUCAGAAAAUACUCCUUAGUGACUCAUACCAUGCGGCCACCAGAAAUCUAGAUCUUGAAGAUGAAGGAAGACCUGUACAUAACAAAGAAAACAAACAAGUAACUCAGAGACUUGAUGAAGGUAUCUAUGAAAUGGAGGCACUGGAAAACAGUAAAUUUAAUGAGGACAGUGGUUAUUCCUCUAUGUUAAGUAACCAAUACGCUGAUGCAAUAGAACACGAGGAUAGUAUACCUUUGGCUGGGAAUCUCUGUGGCACACCAAAGCAUUGCCUCAUGAAGAACCAAAACCAAGCACCGUUUUCAAAGAAGACUUUGUUGCCAGUAAUCCAUUAUGAAGAAAUGAUUUGCUCAACUUUGAAAAAAAGUGGUAAAAGAAAUCUCAAGUCUUGGGCUGCCGUAGACAGAAUUGUUUUUAGGGGAAAGGUUGAACUUUGUAACCUAAUUGGAAAGAAAAUGGGAUUAGAUAGAAUAGACAUUCUUGCCGAACUCUUCCAAAAGAACCUGAAGCAUAUAUUAGCAAACAUUUUAAGGCAUCUCGGUGAGAUGGAUUUAAUACAUUUUGCCAAAGUCAGCACAACAUGGCAGAAGAUUCUACAAGAAGAUAAAUGGAUUUUCCAAAUGUAUAGUAAAGCUGUGAAAAACCUUUCUAAUGGCAUUAAGGCAUCAGAGGAUGCUGCAACAAGGGAGUAUGUUCUCCACCGAGCAGCUUUAGCUUCCAUUCAGAAAGCAACCCCACCAAACAACAUGAUUAAAAAAGGCACCAGAUCCAAAGCAUCUAAGAAUCGCAGCAGGCAUAUGGAGUUUUCUGAGGCUGCGAAGACCUUGAAAAACACUGAAAGCCUUAAAGUCUGCCAUCGCUGUGGCUCACCUGCAAAGUAUGACUCCUAUCUACAAAGAGCGACGUGCAAUCGUGAAAGUUGUGGCUUUGACUUUUGCACAAAGUGCAUGUGCAGCUAUCACAGCUCCAGUGACUGUAUGAGUUGCAAACCAGUGAAACCCAACUCUAAGCUAGGGCCGCUUCCUGGGACUAAGAAAAGCAAACAGAAUCUACGGCGAUUGUGA